Molecule: messenger RNA, 696 nt
Organism: Beta vulgaris subsp. vulgaris (sugar beet)
Lineage: Eukaryota; Viridiplantae; Streptophyta; Magnoliopsida; Caryophyllales; Amaranthaceae
Exons: 1
Coding region: 1-696 (231 amino acids)
Source: RefSeq, a predicted model, not a curated record
AUGUCCUAUAGCCGAAACCUGGAGCUGGAGAAGAUUAAUAUCCUUCAGAUGAAGUUGAACUUUAAGGCAGUGGAGGGACAUGAGAAAUAUUUGGGUCUACCUACAUAUAUAGGGAGCUCAAAAAAACGUGUUUUCCAAGUAAUUCAGGAUCGUGUCUGGAAAAAGUUAAAAGGAUGGAAAGGUCAAUGUCUUUCACAAGCUGGCAGAGAGGUUCUAAUUAAAGCUGUGGCGCAGGCUAUACCAUCAUAUGCAAUGCAAUGCUUCAAAAUUCCAAAAAGCAUCAUAGAGGGAAUUGAAAAAAUGUGUCGUAGUUUCUUUUGGGGUCAACAAGCGGAAGAGAGGAAAACGGCGUGGGUUGCUUGGGAAAAAUUGUUUCUCCCUAAGAAGGAAGGCGGUUUGGGUAUUCGAAAUUUUGAGUUUUUUAACCGGGCGCUUCUAGCAAAGCAAGCAUGGCGUAUCCUCACUCAACCGAAUUCGUUGAUGACAAGGGUGCUAAAAAAUAAAUAUUUCCCGAAAAGUACGUUCUUAGAGGCAAAGGUGAGUCCUAGUAUGAGUUUUACGUGCCGUUCAAUUUUUGAGGCUCGGCAUGUGAUUGAAAAAGGGAUGUGUAGAGUGAUAGGGGAUGGGAAGGAUACAAAAUAUGGCAUGACCCUUGGGUGCCAAAGCUGCGGCAGUGUCGGGUUGAAAGCAAGAUGA